Messenger RNA from Sinocyclocheilus anshuiensis, 1613 nucleotides. RefSeq names its product insulin-like growth factor 1 receptor. NCBI's taxonomy places the organism in Eukaryota, Metazoa, Chordata, Actinopteri, Cypriniformes, Cyprinidae. The transcript is spliced from 3 exons. The record is from RefSeq and is a predicted model, not a curated record. The coding region runs from base 906 to 1571 and encodes 221 amino acids.
UGGUGUGCUGGCGUCAACACGGUUGGUCCAGUGUUCCAGUCCAUGUUUUGGCAUUCUCUCAUGCCUGGCGUGUUUCUCUGUGAGAGAAGCCGAGUCUUGUUUACAGCGGUGAUUCUACUGAGCGGAGACCGUCAGAAGAGUCGCGGAGGAGUCCGAGCGCCGCCGUGGACACUUGAGAAUCAAACACUAGGCUCACAAGCUAUUUAUAUCAAACAGUUCGUGAUUUUUUACGGUGCGGAAAACCAAAAACCCACGCUCGGGAGCUGCUCACUCUUGCAUCUCGGCAAAAUGUUUUUUUUUUCCUACCGCAAAACAGACCGACCGUGAGAGCGCGUGAAGACGGUAGGCGAGGGUGAGCAGUUGGUGAAACCAUUUUUGUCCUGCCGGAUAUUUUGGAUCGAGCGCUGUCGGGAGGCUUUCAUUCAUACGUAAAUACGCUAUCCGAGUCGUCAAGCUCUUUCAACGUGACCUCAAAAUCCCUCCGUACAUCAUCAGUAUAGCGUAGUUCAUCACACUUGGCAUACGCACAUUCGCAUAAGGUGUUUUUGUUGGAGGAGAAAGCGCUCGUUUCACUGGCCGUGCUGCGCGUCCCUCUCAGGUUUUCAAGAAAUGGAGGCUGAAGAUGCAGAUUAUCGGUCGAGUGAAAUUCGUGGCUCCCACACGAUUGCAUCAUUUAAUAGCUGGCAAGAAUAACACAGUGUUUUAAUUGAUCUUAAUGUUUCCAUUAAAGGAAAAUUAUACAAUUAUUACCAGAUAUCGUUUUUCUACUCCUUUACGAGUAACGAAAAGGAACUGUCUGCUCAUCCAAAGCGGAUUCUUCUGGACUUUUUGCUUGCUUACAAGAAGCAGCGUCGCGUUUUGCUGCGGUUUCAGCUUUUUAUUUUUUGGAAAACGGAUUUUUAGGAAUGAGAUCUGGAACAGCGAGGGAUGUUUGGACCUUAUUUUGGGGUCCUCUGCUGUUUCUCCCCACCAUCUGCCUGUGGUCUGCGCAUGGAGAAGUCUGUGGUCCCCACAUUGAUAUCCGCAAUGACAUCAGUGAGUUCAAGAAGCUGGAGAACUGCACGGUGGUGGAAGGCUACCUUCAGAUCCUCCUCAUUGGAGACAAGAACAACAACCUCAACCAGGAGCACUUUCGCACCCUGUCCUUCCCCAAGUUGACCAUGGUCACCGACUACCUUCUCCUGUUUCGAGUCUCUGGCCUGGAUAGCCUCAGCGUGCUCUUCCCCAACCUCAGUGUCAUCCGAGGACGCAACCUGUUCUACAACUACGCCCUGGUCAUCUUCGAAAUGACCAGCCUGAAAGAUAUCGGCCUCUACAACCUGAGGAACAUCACCAGAGGUGCGAUCAGAAUCGAAAAGAACCCGGAGCUGUGCUACUUGGACGCAGUGGACUGGUCACUCAUUAUGGAUGCAGAGUUUAACAACUACAUCGCUGGGAACAAGCAGUCCAAGGAAUGUGGUGAUGUUUGUCCAGGUAUCAUGGAGGAUAGCCCGCAGUGCAUUAGGACCAGCUUCAAUGACAACUACAGCUACCGCUGCUGGACCUCAAACAACUGCCAGAAAGUGAUCUGAACUGGACUUGACACUGAAGACGACAAAAUCAGUAUAUUCACA